AAUGUGAAAAUGGCGACUAGUUAUGCGGGAGGGCAAAGCCCUACCACAUUUUCAAAGACUUUAGAACGUGUUUUUGAGGAUGCUCAGCAUACGGGCGAAGUGAUAUUAAGCGGACGGAAGCUAAAGGAAUAUCCUAAUAUAUGUAGCAAGUUUGAUUUGGUGGACACAAUCGUGUCAGAUUUGUCAAAGAACCGCUUAACAGAGGUGCCUUCAGAAAUAUGCGAGUACACCUCUAUGGAGAGGCUGAACUGCUACCACAAUGUGAUACGGUCAAUCCCUCAGGCCAUCGUCCAAUUACAGGCUCUCACACAUCUCAAUCUCAGUCGCAAUAUGCUGUGUACAAUACCCCCGUUCAUCUGCCAGCUCCAAGCGUUGGAGGUGCUCAUAGCCAGCAAUAACAAGCUUGUCUCACUUCCUGAAGAGUUGGGGCGACUGGACAGACUGAUGGACCUGGAUGUCAGUUGCAAUGAGAUUUCUUACCUCCCAUCCCAAAUUGGUGAUCUUGACUCAUUACGAAUCUUAAAUAUCCGUAGGAAUUUAUUAAUAGAAUUACCAUCAGAAAUUUGUAAAUUGAAAUUAAAGAGAUUAGAUUUCUCAGAAAACAAGAUAUCUUCAAUACCUACAGUUUUCAAAAAUAUGGAGAUGUUAGAAGACAUGGUGUUAGACCAUAACCCUCUGACUUCACCACCUGCCCAUGUGUGUAAGAAGGGCCGUGUCCACAUCAUGAAGUAUUUACAAAUAGAGGCCCUGAAGGAAGACCGUAAGAGAGGAGUGCUGAGUGAUACGGACAUGAAACGACUAGUCAGGAAAUCUCUCCCUCAACAACCUGCUGGGUCUGACGACUUCAAGCAUAUCAGUGACUCACCAGGCUGGAAGAGGCACACAGUGGUCGGUAACGACUCUGGCUACAACACCACCGACAGUAAUGAGAAGUGCAAUUGGUCACCCAUGGAGGUGAUAAAUGACUUUGACGAGGUCAAUGCACUGGCCCUGAAGGCUGGUGAGGCAGUCAAGGAACAACGACAACACCGGGAGCUCGAGGCCCAGCGCAGACUGACAGGAGAUCCUCGAAAACACCACCCAGUGCCCGCCUCGCCCCUCGGGAAUCACGUCUCCGAACCCCCGCCCCCACCCCCUCACCAGAACUAUUCAGCCUCGGGUCGCCUUCAUCCUCCCCAGUCCCCACAGAACAGCCGUCUCAUUGGUCAGUCACGGGGGUUCCAUGGUCACUCCCAGUCCCAACUACCCAACUCCCACUCCCCACUCCCCCAUACACGGUCCCAUUUCCAUGGCCACCCCCCUCACCACCAGCCCGCUUCUCCAGUCCCUCAUGCCCCUUCACCCAACCACUAUGCCCCCUCGCCGGUGCCUGACGAUACAGUGCCCCAGAACGCCCCAGUAUCGUCCCCGGAGAGCGCCGCUGAAGACGCCUUUACAAGGGAGCUUCAACGGCAAAAGGCUGACUAUGAACGGCGUAAGAAAGUGGCAGAACAAAUUCGGAUGCAACAACAACAGCAGGACGAACAAGAGCGGGAUGAAAGGCGACGGGCUACCCUCAAGAUUCAGGAAGAACAGCAAAGGGUGCUUGAACAGAAGAAAGAGCAGAUGCGACGAGAAGCAGAGGCCAGGCGACAGGAAAACAACAAUGCUUCCGAAAAAGAGACUGUAGUGACACCAACAGGCCCUGGCUCCUCCCCUUCAAGAGCAGCCCUUGCGGCCACCCAGACGAACGCUCGGGGAACCACCCCAGCUCAAACUCCAACCCAGCCAAAGAAGAAACUGGAGAACAAGCGACUACCUCGCCCUGCCCGGCGUGUCACAAAUGAAAGUUCCAGCAGUUUUAUUCCCAUUCCCGUGGUGCAUAUGAACCAUGAGGAGAACCACGACACAUCUUCACCCGAAUCACCAAGCAUGCUUCCUAGGAAGACCAUUGGUUCUGGCAGUGCUCGAGAGGAAAGACGGGGCGUAGGAACGACGUCUCAGUAUCGACGGACAUCAUCCGAUGUUCAGCCAGGGAGAGCUGGACGUGCUGCGAAUGCUGACAGUCACAGAAAUGGUGUCUCAGAAGAGAAGGUGAAGUCUGCAGGCCCCAGCCCUGCCAGUUCUGUCUCCUCCAUAGCCUCUAACCCCAGGAGUACCUCUAGUCCCCGUCAUGCCCCCACCGUCAGGAAGGUGCCCAUUGAGGACCGCCGUACCGCUUCCACGGCAUCUCCAGUCACGCGGCGCACCAAGGCUGCGACCUCCACGACAAACACAACCACCAAAGCACGUAGCACCACUUCCACGAUUGCCAGUAGGUCUCGAACCACAGGAACCGCUGGUGGACGAAUGGGAACCACGAAGCAAGUCAAUCACAUGACCCCGGAGGAGGAGUUUCGCAUGCGGCAUGAAGCGGUUGUUGGUCAUCAGCGGACGCAGACGCAAAUAUUACGUCAGCGUCUGGAAGACGAGAAGAAUAAAAUAUUACAGGCCCAAAAGGAGGCUGCCCGAGAGACCGUGCUUAAUUUCAUUUCCAAGAGGAGUGUUUUCAAUGGAGAUGACGGCAAGCACACGGGUAGAAAUAACUUCACCGGGGCUGGCACCAGGAACCGUCAAGUGUUGACAUCAGACGCUAUCAAGAUGCUGGAGGAUUACAAGGAUGGUAAUCCUAACUACACCAUCCGACGUCAGCAGGAGCACGCCAGGGAGGAGAUUGAACAGCUGGACAUGCUACGCAAUCACAUUGAAUCUCGACUCAAGGUGAAACUCCCGGACAACCUGUCUGACGCUUUACGGGAUGGGGUUGUACUCUGUCACUUAGCCAAUCAGAUUCGGCCGCGAUCCGUGGCCAGUAUUCAUGUCCCUUCCCCUGCUGUGCCAAAACUUACACUAGCAAAAUGCCGCCGCAAUGUUGAAAACUUUCUCGAGGCAUGUCGGAAGAUAGGCGUCGGCAACGAACAGAUCUGUUCAGCUCACGACAUUUUGGAGGAGAAAGGAAUCUUACGUCUGGUGAUAACUGUGGGCUCAUUGGUAGCCAUUUCCACCAAUCCCAAACAGUCCGCAGUCUGACUAGUGUGGGCGGAGCUGCUAGGGGGCGUGGCCUCCAUUAUCAUCAUGUUUGUUCUUUUGGUGACAGCCUCAGAACACAUGGGGCUUAAUCCUUACUGGUGACCCAUGGCAACACAGGUGUAGCGCAUUUCUACCUUCAAAGAGUGAAGAGCUUCAAGAAAAUAUGCUUUCUGACAUAUUGUACCUCCAAGUGCAAAAGAUCUACAAGUUCUACAAAAUCUAUCUCCCGAGCCUGAAGAGCAACUAGGAAGUUGUACCUCCCAGAACAGAAAUUCUACUGGCAAGAGUUCAGACACCACUGUGUCCACUUUGUUAAUCAGAAGAGGUGCACUGUACAAUUAUUUUUGGGGAAAAAAUGUGAUAAUCAUGCAAGAUUACUUAGAGAAGUUAGUGCAUAAAAAUCCUGUGCAGUUACCUUUAACUUUGUUUUAGUUUAAAGUUUUGUUUUUGUAUGAAAUUUGAUUUUUCAAGAAAGGUGAGUACUCAUUAACUCUAACUACUGUCACAAGAUCAUAUCGGCUGUUCGUAAAAUGUGCUCUGAUAUAUAGAGGUAUUUCUCAACUCACACACAUGUUCACUUGAUCAAAAUGUUUACUGUAAAAAUUAUCUGAAUGUUGCGAAACUUUCAGAAAUGACGCUUGUGUUUUAACCAGUUUGUGAAUGCCUCUAUUUCUGAAACCGAUUUCCUCUGAAACACU
Liolophura sinensis is the source of this 3746-nucleotide messenger RNA. RefSeq lists its product as uncharacterized. Gene Ontology annotation, cellular component: cytoplasm. The record is from RefSeq and is a predicted model, not a curated record. Gene Ontology annotation, molecular function: protein binding. Lineage: Eukaryota; Metazoa; Mollusca; Polyplacophora; Chitonida; Chitonidae.